AUGAAGAUGCCAUCUGAUGCGAAAAAGAAACGCGAACAAAAGAAGAAGACCAUCGCAAAGCAAAAGGGCUCGGCUGGGAAUAGCAAGGGACAGGAUGUAGCCAAUGGGAGCGGAGAGAAGCAGAAUGGUUAUGUUGUGCAAAAAGAAGUAGAUGAUUCGUUGGAAGCUGCCAAGAAGAAUGCUGACAACAGGGCCGUGACAGGAGUUCUUGGCAUCCAUGCCCGAAGCCGUGACAUCAAGAUCGAUAAUUUCUCCAUCACGUUUCACGGGUGUGAGCUCCUACAAGACACUCGCCUUGAGCUUAGCUGUGGUCAGCGAUAUGGUCUUAUAGGCCUGAAUGGCUCAGGGAAAUCCACAUUAUUAGAAGCUUUAGGGAAUCGUGAAGUUCCCAUCCAAGAUCAGAUUGAUAUCUAUCUUCUGAGCCACGAGAUCCAUCCGUCGGAGAAGACGGCUCUCCAGUCAGUGAUGGAUGUCGACCAAGAACGCCUAAGGCUGGAGAGACUGGCUGAGGAGCUUGCCCAUCUUGAUGAUGAGGAGUCGCAUGAUGAGCUCAUGGAUGUCUAUGAGAGAUUAGAGGAUCUUGGAGCCGAUGUUGCUGAAGCUAGAGCAUCUUACAUUCUUCAUGGCCUUGGCUUCUCCAAGGAAAUGGUCAACCGCAAGUGCAAGGAUAUGUCUGGUGGAUGGAGAAUGCGUGUGGCAUUGGCAAGGGCUCUGUAUGUCCGGCCGCAUCUGCUUCUCCUUGAUGAACCCACAAAUCAUCUAGACUUGGAUGCAUGCGUGUGGCUUGAGGAGGAGCUGAAAAAAUACAAGCGGAUUCUCGUCGUGGUUUCCCAUUCGCAGGAUUUCCUCAAUGGUGUGUGCUCCAAUAUCAUCCACUUGAACAAGAAGAGACUCAAAAUGUAUGGGGGCAACUAUGAUCAAUUUGUGCGAACAAGAUUGGAACUUUUGGAGAACCAGAUGAAGCAGUAUAGUUGGGAACAAGAUCAGAUUGCUCACAUGAAGAACUACAUUGCACGCUUUGGACACGGAUCAGCCAAAUUGGCAGCUCAGGCCAAGAGCAAAGAGAAGACACUGUCCAAGAUGGUUGCAGGGGGGCUGACAGAGAAGGUCCUUGCUGACAAGGUCGUCCAGUUCUACUUUCCUCCUUGUGGCACAAUCCCGCCUCCUGUUAUUAUGGUCCAGCAUGUCAGCUUCAAGUACACAGAAGAUGGACCAUGGAUCUACAAGAAUCUGGAGUUUGGGAUCGACCUGGACUCAAGGGUCGCCCUUGUUGGCCCUAAUGGUGCGGGGAAGAGUACUCUCUUGAAGCUUCUUUAUGGAGAAAUCAUGCCCACUGAGGGGAUGAUCCGCAAGAACUCCCACCUGAAGAUGGCUCGAUAUCACCAGCAUCUGCAAGAUCUCCUGGACAUGAACCUCUCCCCUCUCGAGUUCAUGUUGAAGUCUUUCCCAGAGAUCAAGGAAAAGGAGGAAAUGCGCAAGAUCAUUGGGAGAUAUGGGCUGACAGGGAAGAACCAGGUUUGCCCAAUCGGACAGCUGAGCGACGGACAGCGAUGUCGUGUGAUGUUUGCCUGGCUGGCGUGGCAGGCACCUCAUCUCCUCCUUCUGGAUGAACCAACUAAUCACUUGGACAUGGAGACCAUUGAUGCCCUGGCAGAAGCAGUGAAUGACUUUGAUGGGGGCAUGAUUCUUGUAUCCCACGACUUCCGGCUCAUCUCUCAGGUGGCAGAAGAGAUCUGGGUGUGUGACAAGGCCACCAUCAAAAAAUGGGAAGGAGACAUCACCAGCUACAAGGAGUUCCUGCGAAGGAAAGUCCUGGCUGAAAAUGACCGAAUGCUCAAGCAUGAGACACUCCACUGCUCCCAGCACAAAGGUGAUGACAGAGAUGUUGAAUUCGAAAACAAGAGAAGUAUGGGUAAGGAAGCAGACACGGAUCUGGAAAUAGGCCUAACGCCUGAUGCAUCCAGCGGAAGUAUAGACGACAGUUCCUCGCCUGACAUUGAAACUGCAAAGAAUGCGGCUCACCAGGACUUGACGAAGCUAAAGGUAGCAGACCUGAAAAAGGAGCUGAAGCAACGAGGCCUCACUGUAAUGGGAACUAAGGCAGAUCUCAUUCAACGACUUCAGGAGGCUUUACUAAGAGAAGAAGAGAUGGCCCUCGCAGAGGAGAAGCUUGAAGAUGAGUCAAGCUUCUUGGAAGAUGAUCCUGGACUGGAGGAGAAGUUAUCUGGACGGGAGGAGCCAAUUCAAGAUUCUGAGAAGCAAAAAGAGAAGGAAGAGGUUAAGCAGACUGUAAUCCCAACUGCAAAGAGAGUCCCAUUGAAACGCAGAACCAGUGAAUCAGGUGUUAUUGCACCUGCAGAGGCAGAGGUGAAUGCUACUGAGGCUCCCAAAGCACCUUCUACAGCUUCAGGGGCAGCUGCCCCUGUCAAAGUUACCGGCUUGUCUCAGCAAGAGCGAUUGAAGAACAGAGCAGAGAGAUUUGGGACUGUGACCAAUGCGAAAGGAACAGGUUCUAGUGCUGCCCUAAAUGGAGCAGAUACUGAUGAGAAACUGAAGCAAAGGGCUGAACGUUUUGGCAUUUCCAAGGCAGGUGGAACCACAUCCAGUACAGGGACCAGUCUCAUUAGUGAUGAGAAAAAGGAGGAAAGGAAGAGGAGAUUCGGGGAAGUGUUCUCUGGGGACACGGAAGAGCGGAAGCAGAUGAGGGCCAAGCGUUUCGGACUCUCAACGACCAUCCAGAGUGCAAAGAUUCCCUCCUCUGUUCCUGAUGAAGAGAAAAAGGCAGCUAGAGCUAUCAAUGUGAUUGUGACAGACAUUGUCCGAGUUUUAACCAACGUCACACGGGCGUCCACAAGUCGACGGCGGGCAAUCCGAGCACAUUUCUCGAGUGAGAAACGAGCAAUGUAUCGCACGAGGCGCAACACCGUAUUUUGA
Darwinula stevensoni is the source of this 2934-nucleotide messenger RNA. NCBI's taxonomy places the organism in Eukaryota, Metazoa, Arthropoda, Ostracoda, Podocopida, Darwinulidae. The record is from the annotation of a GenBank genome assembly.